AUGUCUGUGCGAGGAGGAGUUCGUAUCAGUACUCCUCAGCCUUCAAGUGGCAGCCAUUACCCGCCACUACAGGAGGAAGAAGACCCACAGAUGGGAGGUCCAUCAAGCCCCAUUCCAGAAAUCAACUCAGUACCUGCGGCACCACCGUUGGGUUUCGAUAACCCAAUCCCUGCAUACGCUGGCUCAGCGGCGUAUAAUCCUUUUGAGCAGCCGGCGCAUACCCACUACAACUACAACUACGCUAGUGUGGAUCCAUAUCAGGAAGCAUGGGAUUACAACGCUAGUCACCCAAAGGGGCCUUAUGGUGGUCUAUGGACCACUGGCUACCCGACUUAUGGGUACCAGCAUCCGCCGCCUCCUCCACCUGUGUAUCAGCCGCCGCAGCCACAGAUAAUUCCUCCAGAGCGCCAGCAGGAAGUCCUUGAGAGAUUAGACCAUUGUGAACGGGAGAUUCAGACUGAGCGCAGACACAACAGAUGA
Molecule: messenger RNA, 480 nt
Organism: Helianthus annuus (common sunflower)
Lineage: Eukaryota; Viridiplantae; Streptophyta; Magnoliopsida; Asterales; Asteraceae
Product: MAPK-interacting and spindle-stabilizing protein-like
Exons: 1
Coding region: 1-480 (159 amino acids)
Source: RefSeq, a predicted model, not a curated record